AGUCAUUCGAUGCAUUCAUGCUUGGUUGCGAAGAGAGGAGAGUCAAGGUGAAGCUUUUCAAUGCGAUGAAUGCUGGAUCUCUUCCUCCUCCGUUCCGUUGUUGCCGACUUGUUGGCCAGUUAUUCACAGGAAGAAGCUGCAGCAGGCAGUAGCGCAGGACCCAGUCUCUCGUUUCCACGCUCACCAGCCGCAACGCUUCGCUGCUGGCCGACAUGUCUUGUAGCACGCCGCAGAGCGAUAGUCAGCUAUCCAGUUCGGGCAGCGUCGAGCCCUCGUCAUCGUCUGCAGCAUUCGACCAGGAGGGUGUUGUUGCAGCGAAUAACAGUGCCAGAAGAACAGCAGGAGGCAGACAGCAGGGCUGGUACAGCGAGCUGGACGAAAAGCUCGUCAGGAGGAGCGACUCUGCAUAUCGUGCACAUGCACCCCACAUGGCCGCUGGUCCAUCAGAAGAAGGAGGGGAUGUGACAACCGCAACCGCCCCUCUGCCGAUGGCUGCGUCUCGCGCGCUCUCCGCCUCGCUCUCCAUUGAGCUGCUUCACGCGAAUGUCGAAGUGGACGGGGGAGCCAAACAUCGAGGCCCAGAUGCGAAUACGGAGAUUGGCUCAGAUGGUGGCUUUCCUGCGAUCUCCACGUCGGCCGCAUCUGCCUCGUCCCUUGCAGCCAAAGAGCUGUCGCAGCUCAGCCUCAGGGAGCGCAACAAGGACCUCACACGCGGCGCCGAUGGAUCCUACGUUCCUGCGCCGCAUCUGGUCGGCGUGGGCAUGCAGCCAUCACCAUCGAUCGAGUACGAUGGCGCCAACGGUCAGGCUGGAGGCGUGGGCGGCGUCGUGCCGACUGGGCCGAGGAAGGUGCCUGGGGAUGACAGCGACGAAGCGGAGGGCCAAAUGGCAGAGCAGAUCGAGGAGGGUUACGAGGCCGAGGAGGGAUCUUCUCACGCUCCAGGCCAGGACCGCGCUCAACAGAACACCCACUCACAGUAUGCACCCGCACUGAGCGAGCGCCAACUCAGCAUGCACGAGCGAUUUGCAGCCUCGCCUGCAGAAGCAGCAGCCGCUUUGGCAGGUAUGGGCGCUGUCGCUGGGGACUCAUCCGAUACGGACAUCGUUGGAGCUACAGCUACCGCUUCUCCCUCUCAAGCGCAGCAAUACAAGCAGCAACAACAAGUAGCGAUGCACACCGAGCUCACGUCGGAGCUUCGUGCGCUGUACAAGAGCUUACAGAAGUGCUUGGAGCUGCGCGACAAGUACAUGAUGGCCAGCUUGCAGGCUAACCUCGAUGACAAUCCCAAGAACUGGGAUGCAGAGUUUGUCGAGCGGGCACAGAGAGCUCAGGGCAAGGCUGGCAAGGAAAUGGGAAAGAACGCAGGAGGUGUGGACCCGCGGGAAGAUGCAAAAGCUGCCCCCAAGGGAAAGAAGGAGAUUCGCGUGGAUGGUACCGCGCUGGCCUAUUCGCCUGACGAUGACAGGGUCGGUGCGGAUCCGACAGCGGCAACGUCCAGUGACACUGUGGAUAGCCAGCCGAUCUACAAGCCUUGGCGCAUCUAUCCGGCUCCGCCACGUCCGCACUGGGAGCUGUUCAACCCCCCACCGGCGUCUUCUUUCGUCGUCCGUCCUGAUCGACCCUCAUUAGCGUCGCGGCCAUCAGACGCGAGCGCAAACAGGAACACGUCCGUCAACCCGCUUCCUCCGCCCAUUCCGCCCGCCAGCCCGGCGAACGCCAAGGCUGCGCAGGAGCUGCUGGAAGGAACUGGCGGCAGGCCAGGUGUGUUCCGCAUGGAAGAUAUCGUCAUUCCUGGAAUGCACCGGCGUAAGGGCAAAGCUGUCGGGUUCGCAAUGGAGGACGGUGUCUUCCAGGUCUACGAAGAGGAGGAAGAGGAGGUACGGAUACAGCAUCAGAAGCAGCAGCAGCAGGAUGAUGGUGGUGAUGUAACCACUUCCUUAGCACCUGUGCGAUCAAAUGUAAACGGCAGCAGCGACAGCAGCAGGAGACCGCUCUUCAGCGUUCCCACGCUACAGCAAUACUUCAAAGAUCUCGACCUGCUCCUGUCCGUCAUCUCCGACGGCCCCGCCAAGUCGUUCGCGUGGCGGCGGCUAAAGUAUCUCGAAGGAAAGUGGAACCUGUACUCGCUGCUGAACGAAUACCGCGAGCUGGACGGCAUGAAGCGCGUGCCGCACCGCGAUUUCUACAAUGUACGCAAGGUCGACACGCACGUCCACCACAGUGCCAGCAUGAACCAGAAGCAUCUGCUCCGAUUCAUCAAAGCCAAGAUCAAGAGGUAUCCGGAUGAUGUCGUCAUCUUCCGCGAUGGCCGACAGCUGACACUGCAGCAGGUGUUUGAGAGUCUCAAGCUCACCGCGUACGAUCUGAGCAUCGACACUCUCGAUAUGCAUGCCCAUCAGGAUGCUUUCCAUCGCUUUGACAAGUUCAACCUCAAGUACAACCCGAUCGGCGAGUCGCGGCUGCGCGAGAUCUUCCUCAAGACAGACAAUUUGAUCAAGGGGCGCUACCUCGCCGAAAUCACACGCGAGCUGAUGGCCGAUCUAGAGCAGAGCAAGUACCAGAUGGCCGAGUACCGCAUCAGCAUCUAUGGCCGCAGCAAGGAGGAGUGGGACAAGCUGGCUGCGUGGAUCGUCGACAACCGCCUGUUCAGCCCGAACGUACGCUGGCUCAUCCAGGUGCCGCGGCUGUACGACGUCUACAAAGCCAAUGGGACGGUGGACAACUUUGAGCAGAUCAUCCAGAACGUCUUUGAGCCGCUGUUCGAAGUCACGCAGAACCCAGAGAAGCACGCCAAGAUGCACAUAUUCCUGCAGCGCGUCAUCGGCUUCGACGUCGUGGACGAUGAAAGCAAAGCAGAACGGCGCAUCCACCGCAAAUUCCCCGUGCCCAAGCUGUGGGACUUUAAGCAGAGCCCGCCGUACAACUACUGGAUGUACUACAUGUACGCCAACAUGGCGAGCCUGAACCAGUGGCGGCGCAUGCGCGGAUUAAACACGUUUGUGCUGCGGCCGCACGCGGGCGAGGCAGGCGACACUGACCACCUGUCUGCAGCGUUCCUGACAUCCCAGUCGAUCUCGCACGGGAUCCUGCUGCGCAAGGUACCGGCGUUGCAGUACCUGUACUACCUCAAACAGAUCGGUCUGGCCAUGUCGCCGCUCAGCAACAACGCGCUAUUCCUCGCGUACGAGCGCAAUCCGUUCCCGACAUUCUUUCGCAUGGGCAUGAACGUCAGUAUCUCCACGGACGACCCGCUGCAGUUCCACCUGAGCAAGGAGCCACUACUGGAGGAGUACUCGGUCGCGACGCAGAUCUACAAGCUGCGGCCUUCUGACAUGUGCGAGCUGGCGCGCAAUAGUGUUCUGCAGUCCGGCUGGGAGAUGGAGAUCAAGCGGCACUGGCUCGGGCCGAACUUCUUCCUGCCGGGCCCUCAGGGGAAUGUGGUGGCCAAGACGAACGUGCCGGACAUCCGCCUGCGAUUCCGCGAGGAGACGCUGCGCGAGGAGCUCGACUUGGUAUGGCGGCACGGCUCUCUGUCGCCGCCGUCCGUCGCCGCAGAUGCUGAGCUAUCCAGCGCUGCGGGUGCGGCUCCGGAUGCUACGACCAUCAGCGCCGGUGGGCUUGCACCGCAAGAGAUGGACGUUGCUAGCUUCCCGGGCGUCUUUCAGCUUGCCGAGGGAAAGAAGCGCCGUGCCAGCGCCGGCCAGUCGGCUGCUGCUGCUGGUGUCUCUAACAAGGGCGGGAGCGGACUGAUGGCCAACGGCGGCGUUGCACGGCUGACCGAAGGCAGUGCCGGUUCGGCCUCAUCAGGGACGAGGCGAAGGGCAGGCGCCGAGUCUUCGACAACAUAAAACAAGCGGUGCUGCGCUACUAAGUGUUGGUGUCUGGUAGUUAAACUGUUUCAAACGACUGUUGCCCUGCAAUGAAUGGAUCACUUUUCCCUCG
Tilletiaria anomala UBC 951 is the source of this 3942-nucleotide messenger RNA. RefSeq names its product AMP deaminase. Bases 213 to 3848 code for a protein of 1211 amino acids. Gene Ontology annotation, biological process: IMP salvage; AMP metabolic process. The record is from RefSeq and is a predicted model, not a curated record. The transcript has 6 exons. Lineage: Eukaryota; Fungi; Basidiomycota; Exobasidiomycetes; Georgefischeriales; Tilletiariaceae. Gene Ontology annotation, molecular function: AMP deaminase activity. Gene Ontology annotation, cellular component: cytosol.